AUGGGGGUGGCGCCUUCUAAGCUCGAAGAUGACAAGGUCCUUGUGCUAUGCCAGGAGAGGAAGCGUUUUGUUAGAGAAGCGUUAGAUGGAAGAUGUGCACUUGCAGCUUCUCACCGCGCUUAUAUUCUGUCGCUGAGAGAAACCACUUCUCUUCUGAGGAAAUGUUUUGAACCUGAAGUGCUGAAAGAGUCAAUCCCAAAUGUUUCGCCACCUCUUUUGCAUGUCAAUCAUAUGAAUGCUAGGAGGAACUCCAUGACAGCACCCGCAGAAGUAACCGCUCAAUCUUCAUUCCCUGCUGCUAGAGAGGUCAGUCAGAAUUUUGAAAAUGCUGAUGGUUUAAGGAGCCUCCGUGAGGAAGGGAUCCCUGAGCACAGCGAGGGAGAUGAUGAUUUUGCAGAGCUAGAAGAUGACUUGGACAAUCCAUCCACUGAAACUAGGGCGCCCGUGUUCAAGAACCGGAAUGAUGUGCUUGUUGAUAAUACUCACUCACCUUCACAACACGCUUCAGAAAAUAUUGCUUCACAAAGUACUAAUUCUUGUAGUGACGACUCCAAAAAUAAGAGGACAGUGAUUGGGAGGUCGAAGAAACCUUCCACUGAUGUAGGUAACGUGGUAAAAGAUUUAAAUACAUGCAUGAAAGAGAUUGAGAUAUUAUUCUUUUGGGCAUGCAAUUCUGGAAAAGAAGUCCCAAGAAUUCUUGAGGAAGAUAAAAUCCAGUUCCGCCCUCUACUACCUGAAGAAAUAGCACAUGGAUCAAAGCCAACAAGUUUUCUGGCAACACUGUUUGCUUGCUGUAGAGAGGAUGUCACUGUUCCUGAAUCCCCUCCUCAAGCCGUGAUGAAGUACCUUACCUGGCAUAGAUCAGUGUCUUCACAAUUGUCACCAUCUAGAAUUUCUCUUGGGAUUAAUGCUGGCAGCCAUAUCUCCACACUUGAUAGGUUGUAUGCAUGGGAGAGCAAACUUUAUGAUGAAGUUAAGGCUAGCGGCGCCAUCUGCAGGAGGUAUGAUGAGAGAUGCAAGAAACUGAGACACCAGGAAUCAAGAGGGGGAAAUCAAAUUGAUAUUGAUUUUACCCGUGCUUCUAUGAAGGGCUUGCAUUCCAGAGUUCUAGUGGCUGUUCACAAAAUAGGCUUCAUUUCUAAGAACAUAGAAGAUGUAAGGGAUAAAUAUCUUCAACCACAGCUGGAUGAACUAAUUGGAUGUUUCACUAGGAUGUGGGCUACAAUGCUUGAGUGCCAUCAGUGCCAAUGUGUGAUAAUCAAGUUAGCAUCCAGAAGCUGCGACCUGAAAAUAUCAUUUCAGUCAGAAUCUCAACGCCAGGCCGGGUUUCUCCUCUCGGUUGAGCUGAGAAAACUAUGUUCCAACUUCCAGAACUGGAUGGCAUCCCACAAGGCGUACCUCUGCAGCCUAAACCUGUGGUUGCACAAAUGCAUGAAACCCCUGAAGAGGAGGAAGGUCUCCAGGAACCGGAACACCGUUGAUGCUUCGCUAACGGAGACUGCUGUCGCGCCAAUCUUCACAACCUGCGAGAUGUGGAUAAAGCUUCUGGAUGAUUUACCAACCGCGGACUUAGAAGAAGCCAUCAAAGGUCCCAUUGCAGACAUAAGCCGCUCCAUUCCUCACAAAGAGAAGGUGCCAAAUGACGAAGCAGGGGGAGCAAGUCAUGGCCCGACUGAUCUGCACCCGAGUCUGUUGAGAUUCAUAGAAAAGCUCAAAGCCUUCUCAGAAACCUCAGUUGAGAAGUAUAUCGAUCUGCAGGAAAACGUCAGGGUUGCAAAGGAGAGGAUUUGGAUAAGAAAAGAUUGA
Messenger RNA from Miscanthus lutarioriparius, 1806 nucleotides. NCBI's taxonomy places the organism in Eukaryota, Viridiplantae, Streptophyta, Magnoliopsida, Poales, Poaceae. The record is from the annotation of a GenBank genome assembly.